AUGUCAAACGAACCAACGGUUGUUGAGGAUUAUACCAAUUUUACUGUUCAGCAGUGGAGAGACUAUUUCAGGGAUCGGUUUAACAUCACCGAACUGCUAUACACAGCCGAUGAUCUAGCUGUUCCUGUUACAGAACAGAUCUUUUUGAUGGUCGUAUUCGUUAUAAGUAUGACGUUGGCGGUAGUCGGAAAUGUAUUGGUGAUAUGUGUUUUAACGUUCGGAACGCGCGGCUGGACAGAAUUGAAUAUCUUUCUGAUUAAUCUGUCUCUAGCUGAUUUGACGAUGGCUAUCUUCUGCAUGCCAUUCACCUUCCCCACGAUUAUGAAGGGUCACUGGAUAUUCGGUGAUGUGAUGUGCCCAGUAGUAUUGUCACUACAGCAGGUAUCUAUAUGCGUCAGUAUCUACACAUUGACGGCUAUGAGUGUAGAUCGAUACUAUGCUGUUCUAUAUCCUUUCAAAUUGAGAGUAACGAAGAACCGGGCAAAAUAUGUCGUGUGUCUAGUCUGGUUGGUAUCGAUAUCCCUCUCUCUGAUCCCUCUCAUAACAGCACGCUCCAGAAGUUACGAUCUCAACGACUUCGUGGACGCCCCAGGGGACAUUGUUUAUUUUUGCAGUGAGAGGAUAGAGCACACCGCAGCUACGGCUUACGAAUUAGUCAUACUGAUAAUCACGUACGUGAUACCGCUGUCCAUAAUCUCAUACACGUAUUAUCGUAUUGGUAGACGACUGUGGGGAAGAAGUUUACCUGGGGUUGCUGAUCGUAAGAGGGACUUAUCGCAAAUGCGGUCUAAGAAGAAGACGAUAAAGAUGUUGGUGGUGAUUGUAGUAAUGUUUGCUAUUUGCUGGUUCCCGUUGCACGUGUUCAACAUAGUCAAUGAUAUUGUUCCAGAUUUGUACGAUGAGGUAGCUACUCAGGACAUAAUGAGAAUAACCCAGAUGUGUUGUUUACUGUUAGCCACGGCAAACAGUUUCAUGAAUCCAUUUAUAUAUGGUUUCCUGAAUGAAACUUUUCGUAAAGAUUUGAAACAUUUUGUCAUGUGCCGACUUCGCCAAAACCGACGGCAAUCCAUAGUAAGCCUGGCGACAAAGACGACAAGAAAAAGCAGUAAUUCAAGCGGAAAGUUACCGUUAGGUGUAACCAAUGCACCAAUAGAAGUAGUUGCGGUGGAUCGUAUAUGA
Saccoglossus kowalevskii is the source of this 1179-nucleotide messenger RNA. Its product is annotated as QRFP-like peptide receptor. Gene Ontology annotation, cellular component: plasma membrane. Gene Ontology annotation, molecular function: neuropeptide Y receptor activity. The record is from RefSeq and is a predicted model, not a curated record. Gene Ontology annotation, biological process: G protein-coupled receptor signaling pathway. Lineage: Eukaryota; Metazoa; Hemichordata; Enteropneusta; Harrimaniidae.